CCUCGUUCUCCAUGGCAAUCGACUCCGCUUGGUCGAAUUACAUACAAAGGACACCACUCUCGAGGUCAUCAGACCUAAUCUCGUUCUAGGACGGCCGUCCCGACUUGGGCCUGGCCGUGGCUCGUGGCAGCCACAUGCAGGUAGACCGCACAAUCGAAAUCCGAGGGGAAGAGAGGGUAGUGAGACAGCAACGCAAGGAGCACAUCCGCGGGAUACUGCUAAUCAGCCAGCUCUUGAGAAAGGGUACCACCGAGGCAGCUGGAAAACCCGUGCAAUCUGUGGUUGCUGAUGAAGUUGAGCUCUCGAAAAGGGUAGAGAGCAUGUUGAAGGCAUCCGAGAGAGAGCAUCGAAACGCGGGAAACGACAGCCUGCUGCUGGUGCUGCCGCUUGAUCUGCUGCGGGGAAGAAGGCGAAGCGCAAGGGGGCGGACGCAGCUCUCUCCGACCCUCUAGCAUUGGCUCAUGAUGGCGGGACUAGAAGCGGUUGCGGAGGAGCGUCGCUCUAGCGCGAUGGAUUUGAUGCAGAACGACCCCGUGUUGAUGGAGCGAGGACGGGCCAUGCUGGAUGCUGGCGCGGCAGAGCAGGCAGCAGCUAAGGUGGCUGCGAUCGACGCGGCCAACACUCGUGCACUCCGCGCGUCGUUGCAAGCGCUGAAGCAGCACUGCAACAGCUCGAUAGGGUGGACCACUUACCAGACAGCGCUCGCUGUAGCAGCCGGAGCGGGAGAGCACACGUGUACUUACACGGAUGUGUGCCACCCCGGCCAGCGGUGCAAGCCCGUUGAGUUUGGUGGAGUGAACCUUGCCGAGCGAGCCAACAGUCUCGGCAUUUGGCACGAGACUUUUAGCGACGCACGGCGGCGGAUGCACAACACGAACCACGACAUCGCCCCCAAGAUCGCUGCGAGUGAGGGAUGCUACGUGUUCAACGAGCGCAAGACACGGAGUGACGUGACGAAUCCCGGGAAUAGAGGAGGAGCAGGGGGAGGUGCAGGAUACCUAUAGUCUUGUGUGGGCUACUAGUGUGGGAGUGCAGACAGACGAUUUUGUGGUGGAAGCGGCCGGAGACAAGGUGUUGACGGCUAGGAAGUGGGCGUUCGACCAGUCCAGGGCGAAGAAAUGGGCCGCCCCCAAGAAGUUCACCAGAUCUUGGGAGUUGCGGGUUCGGGGCGCAUCGUGCUACUGCUCGACUUGCCGAAUGGGCUGCUACGAUGACUGCAUGGUAGCGAAGGUACCUCGGCUUGGUUGGCGAGGUGAUGGAGAAGUCGGGAAAAGAGAUGGUUCGGAGGAGCACGCUUGGGACUCAAUUGACCGGCGUUAUUCUUCCGGUCAUAUCUUCGGACGAGUCCCCAGUGGCGCCUACGCUUGACGAGAGCAUGGGGGAGGAGGAGGAGGAGGAGGGGGAGGAGGAGGGGGAGCGGGA
Molecule: messenger RNA, 1422 nt
Organism: Ectocarpus sp. CCAP 1310/34
Lineage: Eukaryota; Phaeophyceae; Ectocarpales; Ectocarpaceae
Source: the annotation of a GenBank genome assembly